Equus quagga is the source of this 1134-nucleotide messenger RNA. RefSeq names its product ring finger protein 133 (gene RNF133). NCBI's taxonomy places the organism in Eukaryota, Metazoa, Chordata, Mammalia, Perissodactyla, Equidae. The transcript has a single exon. The record is from RefSeq and is a predicted model, not a curated record. The coding region runs from base 1 to 1134 and encodes 377 amino acids.
AUGAAACUACUCAAGAUCGGCAGUUGGAGAAACAGCAUCGCAUCUUCCUGGCUUAUAAGAUUCAGUCUUUUUUGGCUUCUUAGUCAGAAUUGUUGCAGAGCCAGUGCUGUUUGGACCGCUUACAUGAACAUAUCAUUUCACGUGGGGAAUCGUAUGUUGUCAGAGUUGGGGGAGACUGGAGUAUUUGGAAGAAGCUCCACUUUGAAGAGAAUAGCAGGAGUUAUCGUGCCACCAGAAGGGAAAAUUCAAAAUGCUUGUAAUCCCAGCACCACUUUUGGCAGAUCAACAAACUCAGAGAGGUGGCUCGCACUUAUUGAACGGGGAGGUUGUACCUUCACACAGAAAAUUAAAGUGGCUGUUGAGAAGGGAGCCAGCGGAGUGAUCAUUUAUAACUUUCCAGGAACUGGCAAUCAGGUUUUUCCCAUGUCUCAUCAGGUAUUUGAAGACAUUGUCGUGGUGAUGAUUGGUAACUUGAAAGGCAUGGAGAUCUUGCAUUUAAUUCAGAAGGGAGUUCACGUUACAGCUAUGGUUGAGGUGGGGAGGAGACACUUCAUCUGGAUGAAUCACUAUUUUGUCUCUUUUGUGAUCGUCACAACCGCUACUUUAGCAUAUUUCAUCUUUUAUCAUAUUCGAAGACUUUGGGUAGCAAGGAUUCAGAACAGGAGAUGGCAGCGAUUAAGAAGAGACCUCAAGAAAGCAUUUAGCCAGCUUCAACUUCGGGUGCUAAAGGAGGGGGACGAGGAAAUAAGUGCAAAUAGAGAUAGCUGCGUAGUUUGCUUUGAACUCUAUAAGCCUAAUGAUACAGUUCGUGUUUUGACUUGUAAACAUUUUUUCCACAAGAAUUGCAUUGACCCCUGGAUUCUAGCCCAUGGGACAUGCCCCAUGUGCAAAUGUGACAUUCUUAAGGCUUUGGGGAUUCAAGUGGAUGUUGAAGAUGGAACAGAAUCUUUGCAAGUUCUAAUGGCUAAUGAAUUACUUGGUACCCUAACACCUAGUGAAGAGGGGACGAAUAAUGAACUUUCUCCUGCAGGAAGGGCAGAUAAAGUGACUCCUGUGGAGGAGGAGGAGCACCCUGUCUGUCAGAAUGCCAGCCAGCCUAAUUCAGUAGUGGCAGAAGUUCAUCCUUCACCUUGA